Esox lucius (northern pike) is the source of this 3679-nucleotide messenger RNA. It is a transcript of the gene niban1a, whose product is annotated as niban apoptosis regulator 1a. Bases 120 to 2879 code for a protein of 919 amino acids. The transcript has 14 exons. The record is from RefSeq and is a predicted model, not a curated record. NCBI's taxonomy places the organism in Eukaryota, Metazoa, Chordata, Actinopteri, Esociformes, Esocidae.
UGCAACGUGAGUGUGACAGACAACUCCACCGUGCGGCACUACGAUUUAUAGCACACUACACCUGAGAAGUUAACUAUACCUGCGGAAAGCAGACACUUCGACAUAACCAGCUCAUAACCAUGGGGGCAACACCGUCCAGUCUCUUGGAUGAAAACACAUCCAACUACAUACGAGAUUGUGCCGAAGCGACACUGAAAGAGUUCAGCCACCACUACAGGAGACAGCACCCUGUGGCUUUUUUUUCCCACAUCCGGGAUGAGCUGGAGCAACAGAAAGAGAAAAAAAGACAGCUCCUCAAACAAAAGGCCCCCCCGAAGUCAGGGAAGGUUCUCUAUGAGGAACAUGUGCUCCUGUUUGAUGACACCAGGAAAUGGAAGCCACGGUACAUGGUGGCGCGUGCUAACUACAGCCUGGAGUGCCACGACAGCAUUGAGACCUUUAUUAAGGGCUCACCCCCGCGCCACACGCUGCUGCCAACAGGGGGUGCCGUGCUCACCACUGAGGAGAAGUACAUGGCCAUGGUGGAUGAAUGCUUUCCUGUUUCUGAAACCAGCGAUGUGAAUGAGGAGUUUGCCCCUCCUGUAACCGGAAUGCCUGGCAAGUUCCCAGUGUACCUCAGACUUCCGUAUCGCAGGGAUUACUACUUCUGCUUCCGAAGGGAGGAACGACAAGCUGCCUUCCUCUCCAUACUCUUCGACUGCAUCCGCCACCAGAACCAAGACUUCCUAAAGAAGAAGGCAGUUGAUGUGCAGGCAUUCCUUAAAGCGAUCCAACUCUACAGACAGGAAAAGGGCUUCUAUGACUCCUGGAACAUGCUGAUUGGCAGUUACGUCAGGGUCCUGGCCAACCUGGUUAUGGAGGACCUCUUGCCUUCUCUGAAGAAAGAAGUACUGCCUUGUCUCAAAGUCAAGAAGGCAGAGAGGAAGAGGUUCUGGUUUGCUAUUGUAGAAGAGGCCUAUAUCCUGGUGCAGGAGCAUCUGCUGGUGGGUCUGUCUGCUCUGAAGGAAGAGUGCAUGAUGGCAACAAAAGAGCAGGAGGUGUUGAUGCGCUCCGAUAUGGACCAAAUCCUAAACUCCAGAACUUACCUGGAGGGAAAGCUUCAAGCUAGUGUAUUAGAGCCAGCAGAGAAGUUCUGUGCGGAGUGCGUGCAGCCCUACCUGGCCUCGGUACUAGAGGAGCUGAUGGGCCCAAUCAGCUCAGGGUUCCAGGAGGCACGAGUCCUGACUGACAUGCAGAUGGAGCAACUGUGUCAGGACUUCCAGGAGGGGAUUAUUACUGAUGACCUCAAGCAGGCCCUGGCUGAUAUGAGGAGGCCCAACAUGUUGGAGUGUUACCAGAGGAUCAACUCCCUCCACGACCAACUGCACAACCUGCAAGAGCGCUUUGGCUUCUCCAACAUCGACAGCCUGGUCCACAGCGCCCAAAUUGACCUACAGCAGCUGGUGGAGAACGCGGCUUACACAUUUGAGCUGCUGUUCUACAAAGCCAUAGAGGAGCACCCGGAUGAUGUUGGCUCUGCCACUGAGAAGUCCAGGCACAUGGUGCUCAAGCAAUAUGACUAUGACAGCAGCACAGUGAGAAAGAAGAUCUUUCAGGAGGCCUUGGUGGUUAUCGCUCUGCCUCACAUCAAGAAGAACAUGGCCCCCACCUGCAAAACAGAGCUGCAGGGUCUUGAACAGUUCAUCUAUGCAGACUAUUCCAACUUUGUCCAUGUGGAGAAUAUCUAUGAGGACAUUCUGCUGCAGUGUCUGGUCAAGGAAGUCAGCAAAGUUGUGAAAGAGGCAGCCAGCCUGAAGAAACACAACCUGUUGACAGACAGCAGAGACCUCCUGAGUCGAUCCAGCCAGUCUAUCCUCAAAUCAGCCUCCUCCUCGCCCAGCAGCCCGGCCAGGGGGCUAGGCUACCCCAGGCAGAUGGAGGCCAAGUCAGGGGCAGAAGAGCUUGAGUCCCUGGAGGCCAGUACUGGCCCUGAUGCCUCUCCAGUAGAGAAGCUAGUAGAGGUGGAGAACAGGGUCGGUAAACCGGUGGCCUGUGAGACAAAAACUAAGAUCUUAGACACUCCAAUUACCGCUGAAGAAGGGACGACAGCAAAACAGCCCGUCGCAACUGAGACAGUGGAAGUACAGACACAGCCCUCAGCAGAGACAGAGGAAACGCCCGCCCAAGCGGAUGGCGUGAAGCCGGAGGAGACGGUGGUGGCAGACCUACGAACCACAGUAGCACAAAACAACGCCCUUUCCCCAAGUGCGGACACUGUACCUGAUCCAUCCAAUGUCCCUGUUCAUGUUGUCAGCCCUGUAGCUGCCAUCGACGCAGUAGCUAUGGAAGAUUUAGUAGCUGAGGGCAUUGCUUCUCUCGCUAUUACUACAGGCUGGCCAGAUACUGACGGUGAGAGCGGGCCUCUUAACAGUGACCCAGCAGCGCCCCCUGGUGGUGUAACUGUGACUCCAGAAGAAUCCAGCCGUGCCGCCACAUCAGAGACCAAGUACGACGAUGAAGAGUGGGAUACAGAGAAUGAAUCGGGGGUCAAGGUUUGCCUGAGCUGCAGAGAGAUGGAGGGUUCUAAGAGUGAAUCGCCAGUCGGCAUCGCAGCUAAGCCACCUGCAGAAGUAUCAGAGGGUGACCCCUUUCCCCCAAACAUGAUUUCUAAAGCAACAGGUCGAGGUGACAGAGAAGCUAGCUCUGAAGUCACUGUAGCCAAUAUCAAGGUAAUACCUCCGCGACCUCAGCCAGACACCCAGGCCACUUUUCCUUCUGAUUCCACCAAAGAGAACCUGCAGGCUGGGGAGCCCACAGAACCUGUCCCCCGUACCCUGGACUGUGUGAAGGAGAUACGGAACCUGGUGAUGGAGGUUUCUGAAGUGAAGGAGAUGGUCUAGGGUUACCCAGGUACUAAUAAUAUUUAAGAGACAGGCAGCCAGUGAAGUUGCCUAAACACCAGACCGUUACCAUAGUUAGUCAUCAGUCUGAAACAUGUUGACCAAGUAUAUGUAAAUGUAUACAAGCCAGAAUACUGAAUACAAUUUUAUUCAAACAUACUUCACCGGUUGGCCGUCCUAUGUGGCUUUUGGCUGGUAGGAGGAGAUUAAAUGUCCACAACAAAAGUAAACUCCUGUGAUGAUGAAUGAGAUGAACAAUAUGUAAACAAUUUGCCAAAAUCUACAGCAUCACUAAGCCAUUGUUUAAAAAAAUCUAAAUCUGAGAAAAUAACUGGACAAUUAUAUACAGACUAGUGUGUGUGAAUAUUUACACAUGAGGGUAAAAUUAACAGACAACAGAUAAAGUAUGUUAAAAUUAAGUAUAUUCAACAUUCUGACUUUUCUACUAAUAUUCUACUAUUCAUAAGAAAUGUUUGUACAUGCUAGAGAUGAGAAUAUCUUGCGCUUUUGGGUUCUGAACGGACCAAGUCAAAAGUGACUGAUACUACACAGAGAAUCAAGAGAAGGCCCCUGUCUUUAAAUGUCUACAAUUGUGAAAGAUAUUGUCAUUUGAUAGACUUUUUCUCUUAUCGCCUGAGAUUACCUUCCUAAAUAAAAUAAAAACCUGAACCAUCAGACAAGUAUAAAACUGGUUAAAAUGUAAGGACUCUGCUCACAGCAAACUUGCAUUUAUUGACCUGCUUGUCUUCUGAUCAUGCAAAAUAUUGAUGUGGCCCCAAACCCGGCACAGCCAGAAGAGG